AUGGCAAUUGGGGUAGCUGGAACAGUUGGUCCCACUACUCAGGAUGUAAUAGAUCAUGUGGCUAUGGUAAAAAGACUUUUAUUCGCAAGAGAUAUUGUAACAGUCCUCCUCGGAAAAAUGGAGGAAGCUACUGUAGUGGAUCUUCUCGUACCUAUAGAUAUGUUACAUGCUUCAGAAAACAUUGUCCAGUUCAUGGUGGUUACACAAGCUGGGGAACAUGGAAUUCUUGCAAUAAAAUAUGCGGAGGUGGAACUAAAUAUCGUUACCGAUACUGUACAAAUCCCAGACCAAAGCAUGGCGGAAGGAAAUGCACAGGAUCGUAUAAACAGCUUACAUCAUGCAACAGCCAUAAAUGUCCUGUUCACGGUGGUUAUACAAGCUGGGCAGAUUGGAAUUCCUGCAGUAAAUCAUGUGGAGGCGGAACUAAAACUCGGUACCGAUAUUGUACAAGUCCAAAGCCUAUGCAUGGCGGACGACAGUGUAAAGGAAUCUCAUAUCAAUAUAAAACAUGUAACAACCAGAAAUGCCCAGUUCAUGGUGGAUACACAAGCUGGGGAGUGUGGAGUUCUUGCAGUAAAUUAUGUGGAGGUGGAACUAGAACUCGAUAUAGGUCGUGUACAAAACCUAAACCUAAGUAUGGGGGCAGAAAAUGUAAAGGGUUGUCAUACCAAAACACAUCAUGCAAUAACCAGAAAUGUCCAGUUAAUGGCGGAUACAGUACUUGGGGAAGUUGGUCCCUCUGUAACGAGUCAUGCGGUGGAGGAACUAAAAGGCGAUAUCGCUACUGUACAAACCCGAGACCCAAAUAUGGAGGAAAGAACUGUGUUGGAUUGUCAAAUCAACAUAUCACCUGCAAUAAGCACAACUGCCCUGUUGAUGGGAAUUGGACACCUUUUAAGCCAUUUAUCGAGUGGACCUCCUGUAAUGUUACUUGUGGUGGUGGUAUAACUUCACGACAACUAUUACGUUCAUGUACAAACCCUGCUCCUGCGUUUGGAGGAAAAUCUUGCUCUGGGAAAAGUAUAAAGAU
This is a messenger RNA of Saccostrea cuccullata (small rock oyster), 1030 nucleotides long. RefSeq lists its product as uncharacterized. The coding region runs from base 1 to 948 and encodes 315 amino acids. NCBI's taxonomy places the organism in Eukaryota, Metazoa, Mollusca, Bivalvia, Ostreida, Ostreidae. The transcript is spliced from 6 exons. The record is from RefSeq and is a predicted model, not a curated record.